Molecule: messenger RNA, 2683 nt
Organism: Corythoichthys intestinalis (scribbled pipefish)
Lineage: Eukaryota; Metazoa; Chordata; Actinopteri; Syngnathiformes; Syngnathidae
Gene: oscp1b
Product: organic solute carrier partner 1b
Exons: 10
Coding region: 713-1858 (381 amino acids)
Biological process (GO): transport
Cellular component (GO): plasma membrane; cytoplasm
Source: RefSeq, a predicted model, not a curated record
CAGAUACCACGUAAAUGAAAUUAGAUGGUGAAUCAAUGGGGACGUGUGCCAUUAGUCUGUGACCAUUUUGCGUCAGUGCCAUUCGAGAAAUAGUUUAAUUAAGAUUAAAGUUAGAUUAAGCGUGUACUUUAAAAUUGCAAUAAAUUGAGGAAAAAGAGGCAUGGAAAAUGAAUGAAUGUUCAGCUUUUAACCGAUUUUUAAACGGCUAAUUUUUCUAAAACGUAAGCGAUGCAGUCAUUUUACUGCAUAUGUUAUUUUAUAUAAUCUUUAUUCAGCAAUCUCACAGGGGGUCCAUAGUGCAUACACCAACAAAAAUAAUUAUGUUGUUAUUAACAUCUUACCUGAAUCAACGCCUCUGAAUCCACGCCUCGUUUGUACGAUUUUUUUUUAAAUCAAACUUUCUAAACCCGUCAAGACUUCAGCGAGUUAAGUGUAAGAUAUCGGGCCCUCCUGAGGAGCCCCCGAUGCAAGAUGGCCGCCAGUUGCUUACGCCACCAAGUAAGCCUUUAGUCAUCUGGCCUUAUUUGGGAUGUCUGUGUUUGCUAGCCUCUUCCGCGUGAGGACGUCUAGCACCCUGAUUGGCUACUUCCUCCGUGGCUAGGCAACCAGCGGAGGAGGCAUUAGCAACCAAUCUCGUCAGCAGAGACCUAUCCACAACUGCUAGCAUUUGUUUUUAUUCCGCCCAACGUCCAUUAUUUUUCCACCUUUCAACAUGUCGUCGACGACUCUCCCGCUGCUCUUCAUCAACCUGGGCGGAGAAAUGCUUUAUAUCCUGGACCAGAGGCUACGAGCACAGAAUAUCCCUGUCGACAAGGCGAAGAAAGUUAUGAAUGACAUCAUCACAACCAUGUUCAACAAGAAGUUUCUUGAAGAGCUCUUCAAGCCUCAAGAGCUUUAUUCCAAGAAGGCACUCCGCACCGUCUUCGACAGACUUGCCCACGCGUCCAUCAUGAGGCUCAAUCAAGCCAGCAUGGAUAAGCUGUACGACUUGAUGACCAUGGCCUUCAAGUACCAGGUUCUCCUGUGUCCUCGACCUCGGGACAUACUCCUGGUUUCCUUCAACCACAUGGACGCUAUCAGGGAAUUUGUCAAGGACACGCCCUGCAUUCUUGCCCAGGUGGACAACACCUUUCAGCAGCUCAUCAAGAUGUACACACCGUUGCCAAGCGGUGAAUUCCAGCUGAUUAGACAAACACUUCUCAUCUUCUUCCAGGACAUGCACAUAAGGGUAUCUAUUUUCCUAAAGGACAAAGUGCAGAACUCCAAUGGUCGAUUCGUGCUCCCAAUCAGCGGUCCCAUUCCCCAUGGAACACAAAUCCCGGGCGUGAUAAGGAUGUAUAGCUGUACUGGAGAGGAGACGAGCACAGUGCUGUUCAACAAUGCCGGUAAUUACGCUCCCGCUGUCUGCGAAGGAUCCUUCGAGCUUUUCGGCGACAGGAUCACCAAACUGGGCAACAACAUGUACAGCGUGUGCCGUCCAGUGGAAACUCAUAUGUCAGGAACCUCCAAGCACUCAUCACAGAAUACAAAGGUCAAAUUGGCUCCCAACCCUCUGGCUAAAGAGGAGCUAAACCUGUUAGCCACGCUAAUGGGAGGCUUGGACGUCCAGAAGAAUGCAGACAGUGGCUUCCGGGUUAAUCUUUUCGCUACAGACGAGGAGGAAGAGGAGGCAUUAAUAUCCAGACCAGAUGAGCUGUCUUACGGAUUUAUAAACAUCCAAGCUACAAAGGAUCAAACCGCCAACGCCGAGCUGGCCAAAAUCAUGGGCGAGUUCAGUGAGCCUCAGGAGUCGCCUGAUCAAUCCCCGAGUGUCAGCAGCAAAGGAGACGACCUCCUAGCCAUGAUGGACGGUCUGUGAUGCCUGCGGACACCCCGUGGGAUGGACCGCAAUACGUUGUCUGCACCAGCAAAACAGAUGCUGUGAUACAGAAAACUUUCAGGUGCUUCUUGGGAAUUGACCCACUGAAAAACUGGCAUUGAGUGUGCGGAGAGACCAGCAAGUACCCCUAAACCAACUAAAUUUAUAGUGGCGCAUUGCUGAAUUGGAGGACAUUUUAGGCACCAACAUUUUUUAAAAAUGGACAUUUUAUUUUAGCACUUUGUUAUGUUUACAAGAAAACAUUCUUUUUCGGGGAUACUCAGUCAUAAGAUAUGCUAUCCACUCGAAAACGCGAAAAUGCAAUGUCAACAUUUUACAUUGUACGUAUACGUAGUAUACGAUUUCAUUUCUUUCUUCCAGCUCCCAGCAAAUUUCACAUUAAACACAAGUUUCUUACUUCUUCCGUAUUUGGAAGGAUGGGAAAACCCAAGUGCUCUUUUAUGACAUGUUUGUAAUCCAAUACGCCAUUGCUGAUGAUGGACGUCCAAUUAAUUUCAUCUGCUAUCGCUGCCAGCCUUCGCGGUUCAAAUGGAUGGGACGUCCAUCACCAGCAAUGUCAGCCAGUGAGUUAAAUGCUGUAAUUAUGACGUCAAUGUCCUUGCUCAGGAGCGUGAUAUGUCAUUUUACAUGAUAUAAUUAAUAUAAGGGAGCUUGAUGUUGAUGGCUAAUUGCAUUUACUUAGCGUGUAAAUAUGUGUAUUUCAUAGUUUUAUUUAUUGGAUUUUAUGUAUCGUUUUCUGUGAAUAGACAUGCAUAUUUCUGCAAUUAACAGUUCCAAAAAUAAAAGUUGUUUUUUUACUGAUGU